AUGACAAGCACAAGCACAAGGUUAAUUGGAACGCGAUGCAAGCUCCCGAUUGCGAUGAGAUCGCUAGGGCGAGGGGGAAAUGGGGUGAGAAGUGGUUGGGUGAGGAGUGGGGGUAUGAGAGGGUUUUCAAUGGGCAAGAGGUGCGAGACAGAUGGGGUUUAUAGGGAGUUGACGGCGAUGAGGACGAGGGUGCCGUUUAUUGAGGCGUGGAGGAGGGAGGAGGGGAAGAGGAAGAGGGGAGAGGAGGUGGGGGUGGGGAAGGAGGGGGGGAAGGUAAAAGGGGGUGAGGGAGAGGAAUUGCAAAUGAAGAGGAUGGGGGAUAGUUUUCAUAGGGUGAUUUUACCAUUGGCGAGCGAUCCUUGGCUUUUGGAUAAUUAUAUCACGGCGAGUGGACAUAUUAGAUUGGGAGCUAUUUUUAUGGAUCUCGAUGCCCUCGCCGGAGUAAUCUCCUACAAACACACCGGCGAUCGCGUCAUGACCGUCACCGCGGCCGUCGACCGCAUCACGCUCUCUCGACCCCUCCUCGAAAUCUGCGAUCUCGAAUUAUCCGGCCAAGUGACCUUUGCCACCGGGCGCUCCAGCAUGGAAGUCUCGCUACAAGUAUGCAAAGUUCCGUCUGCGGGACAGGAAAAUCAACCGAGGAGGAAAGAAGAUGUUUUCAUGGAAUGUGCCUUCACGAUGGUGUCGCUAGAUCCGGUGACAAAGAAGGCGGUGAGGAUUGCGGGGGUGAGGCCCGAGGGGGAAGUGGAGGAAGGUUGGUUUGAGAGGGGGAGGAAGAGUUAUGAGAAGAAGAAGAGGGAGUUGGGGAGGGGGUUGAGGAGUAUGGAGCCGGAUGAUGAGGAGAGUGAUUUGAUUCAUAGGUUGUGGUUGAAGACGUUGGAUUAUCAUGACCCCAACACCCCCUCCCUCCUUCCCAAAACCUGCACCCGCAUGUCCAACUCCACCAUCCAAUCCGUCCAAAUCAUGCAACCCCAAUACCGCAACCGCCACAACUUCAUGAUCUUCGGCGGUUUCCUCCUCAAAUCCACCUUCGAACUCGCUUUCACCUGCGCAUCGGCUAUAUCGCAUUCGCGUCCUAUUUUCCUGGGUCUGGAUCCGAGUACUUUUGAGAAUCCCGUGCCAGUAGGUAGUGUGCUGUAUGUGAGUGCUACGCUGGCAUAUGGGGAUCGGCCGCUUGUGAGGGGAGAGGGAGAUGCGGAGACGGAGACGGAGAGGGAGAUGGAGAGUAAUGAUGGAGAGGGAGGGAAAGCGAAAGGAAAGAAAACCAGGGUGCAGAUCAGAGUAGAUACGAAGGUUAAAAAUGUAGAACAUGGAGAAACGAAACCGACGGGACAGUUUAAUUAUACGUUUGAGGUGGAGGGGGAGGUGCAGGUUUUGCCGGAGAGUUAUAGGGAGUUUAUGGUUUAUUUGGAUGCGAGGAGGAGGAGUAGGGGGAGGGUGGAAGAGAGGGGGAUUGUAAGGGAGGGAAUGCGGGGGAGGGAAUUGAUGGACUGGGGGCUGGGGGAGAUGGGGGGUUGA
Molecule: messenger RNA, 1518 nt
Organism: Botrytis sinoallii
Lineage: Eukaryota; Fungi; Ascomycota; Leotiomycetes; Helotiales; Sclerotiniaceae
Exons: 4
Coding region: 1-1518 (505 amino acids)
Biological process (GO): acyl-CoA metabolic process
Cellular component (GO): mitochondrion
Molecular function (GO): fatty acyl-CoA hydrolase activity
Source: RefSeq, a predicted model, not a curated record